AUAAAUUUGUGCUUUUCUUGUCAUUAAUUAAUAUUAAUGAGCAGCUAGCUAAGCAAACAAUCAGCUCCUUAAAAAUUUUAAAGAUAACCACCUCUUUCAAAAUUAAAACCAACAGAAGUAUAAGAUCCAUUUUAAAAAUAAACUAAUGGUUUUGAUCCUAUAAAAUAUGUUAAACCUGGAUUGAGUAAAGAAGAUGUCAUUAAAAUAAAAGAAUGUUUUGAUAUUUUUGAUGAUGAUAAAAGUGGUGCUAUUUCGUAAGAAAUGAUAUAUAAUCUCUUCAUAGACCUAAUGAAUUAAAAAAUGCUAUAGUAGCUUUAGGUAUGGAAUAAAGUAUAGAAGAUAUUGUGAAUAUGAUUCAAGAUCUUGAUUAAGAUGGAUCAAGGUAAGUUGAUUUUGAAGAGUUUUUAUAAAUAUUUGGAUUUUAAGGGUAUUUUUUAUUUUAUUUUAAGUUCUUUAGAAGAUGAAGAAGUAUUAUCAGAUUUAUAUAAAUAAUUUGAUUCCUCUAAAGAAGGUAAAAUUACUUAUGAGGAUUUCAAAAGAAUUAAUGAAUUAGUAGCUGAAAGAUAUACUGAUCAAGAAUUAAGAGAUAUGGUACAAUUUGCUGAUUAAAAUAAAGAUGGAGUUUUAAGUUGGGAUGAAUUCAAAAUAGUUAUUCAAAAAGAAAAUUAGAAUAAUAACAAAUGAAUAACAAAUAAAAUAUAAA
Molecule: messenger RNA, 703 nt
Organism: Paramecium sonneborni
Lineage: Eukaryota; Ciliophora; Oligohymenophorea; Peniculida; Parameciidae
Source: the annotation of a GenBank genome assembly